This is a messenger RNA of Didymodactylos carnosus, 1005 nucleotides long. The record is from the annotation of a GenBank genome assembly. NCBI's taxonomy places the organism in Eukaryota, Metazoa, Rotifera, Eurotatoria, Philodinida, Philodinidae.
AUGUCAACUCACGUUAUUGCCGUUGGGGAUACAUUUUGGCAAUUAGCUCAACGAUAUGAAUGCCCAUUAGAAGAUCUCCUAGCUGCUAAUCCCAAAGUUAAACCAGAAUUUUUAGUACCUGGACAGAUAAUUCAAAUUCCGUCUUCGAGUAUAAAACCGGAAUGGCAACGUGAAGAAGUUCAGCAAGCACAUUCUCGUUACACCGAUAUACCUCACGAACCCACCGACAAACUAUUGACACCAAUCAAAGGUUACGAAGAUGUUCCUGUGUUACCUUUGGAGAAAGCAAUUCAACCUAUUCAACACUUGUUCCAUAAUCUAAGCCAUUAUGUUCAGACUGCUAAGGAACAUUGUCAUUCACCAAAAGAUCAGUUAUCGCAGGACGAAUCGGCUGCUAUACAUUUGUACACCAUGGAAUUUUCAGUUGGUCCCAAUUUUUAUCAGCUACUGAACAAAACAUUACGUUCUGAACAUCGUGAUAGUUUAAAACCCUGGUUUCACUAUCUUAAACUAUUUCUACCUGCACUUCAAAAACUACCCACGCAUCCUGGAACAUUCGUCUGGCGUGGUGUGAAAGAUGUUAAUUUGAGUGAAAAUUAUAAAACUGGAACCCAAUUUGUCUGGUGGGGUAUGAGUUCAUGUACAACUAUUCUUGACGUUCUUCAAACGGAACAAUUUCUUGGGCAAACGGGGAUGCGAACAGCUUUCGCAGUGGAAUGUGACACAGCAAAAGCUAUUGGUAACCACUCAUAUUAUAGUCACACAGAACGAGAAAUCAUUUUGAUGCCAGGAACCUGUCUUGAAGUGGUUGGCCAAAUAAAUCCAGCGGAAAAUCUGUUCAUAAUCCACCUUAAAGAGAUUCCACCACCCACGCAGCUCGUCCAACAGCCACUAGCACUUAGUCCUCAGUCCGAAAAUAUGAUAAAAAUCAAAGCGAGCGAGCAUAACAGCGUGGUUGACAAAUGGUUGACACGUACUCUGAUGUCGAUAAAACCAGAGCUGUAG